UGGACAGGCUCGAUCUGUGUCGGGGCUUUCCGAUGUUCACAGGCUCCACGGACAGAAUUCAACGCGCACGAGCCAAAGACACGAGUGUGGAGCUCAACAUGGUGCAGCUGACUCCUUCCCCUACCCUGGAUGUCACCCCUCCACCUGAGCACUCAGAGGAGGGGCAGGAGAGAGAGGGCCUGGUGAUGGCUGGUAGCCCAAAGGUGGGCUCGCCCGGUGGUCUGAGCACCCUGCAGCUCAGCCUGGAGGCCUCCACCGCCUACCACGGCUACGAUACCUACAUAGAAGAUGGUCUCAUCUGCCUCAAGCACAAAGUCCGUAACUUGGAGAAGAAAAAGCUCAAACUGGAAGACUACAAGAAGAGGCUGAGCUGGGGCGAGCAGCUGAACAAGGAUCAGAUGGCAGCUGUGGAAAAGUAUGAGGAAGUGCUGCAUCACCUGGCAUUUGCGCAGGAGCUGCACAAAACCCUGGAUUCCUUGACUCAGAAUUUGCUAAGGGCCCAGAGGAAAGCAAUGAAGAAGGAGCAGACGGUGAAGAUGGAGGAGGAGAGGAGGCGUCUGAGCACUGUGCUGCAGGUCCAGCACCUCCUCCACAGGCUGAAGCAGGAAGAUGUCAUGAGAGACCUGCUGGCUGGACACAACCAGGCGCCCCACAUGACAGCCCAACAGCUGCAAAGCCUUAGUGAGCUCGCUGUCCUGUUGGGAGUCGAGAGGGACAAUAGACUGAGUUUAGAGGAGCAGAUGGAGCAGGCAGCUCUGGCCUACUUGGACUUGCUAGAGGGAAAAGACAAACUGGUGGCUGGAUCCACAUUUAAGCUGUUGAAAGAAGAGCUCAACAGGCUGAUGAACUGCAAGUACUUCAGCUGUCUUCCACCUCUACCCAGCAAGGUGUUACAGAGAUCAACCACACACAACAGCCCAUCAAAUUCCAAACCAAAUGAGGUUUCGAAGGAGUUUUUCAACAGACUGUACCGGACUGACAUGGGGCCUCCUUCUACCCAGAACUGGAAGGGGGACUUCCAGACCACGAGGGAGCGGGAGCCUCCUGACUGCUGGGAUAUGGAGCUCUCAGAUGGAUGUGUGUCCCCCAAAGCUGCAGUCCACAAACAAUGGAGAGGAGCUGCCACCUUUAUCCCCAAAGUCCCAGGCGCUGCCAAGAAACAGGCUGCUGACUGCAAACAUAGGAAAGAGAGGAGAGCCAAAGGAGAGCAGCAUACCAAGUCGGCUCUUCAUAUGAAUAUGCCUGUGGAGGUCUUCAACUCUCCAUCUGCCUUACCCAAAGACCCUGUCCUGAGGAAGCAACACCUGGAGGACCUCAUGACCAAGAUCCAUGGCUCCUUCAGUUUUAUGCAGGACUCUAUUCUGGACAGCGAGAUGUCCCCCACUAAUGGCCACCCCAGACUGAAGAGACGGCCAUCUGGAUCUCCAUCUCCUCUGGGUCACACAGACUUAAGAAGCUCAGUUGAUGUCCUGCCCAAACCUAUGCAUUCCACCCCACUUCCUGCCAGGCGUACAGAACGCAAAGGCAGUCUGACGAAUGGGGACCAGUGCCUGGAGACCUGUGACCUGAAGCUUUCCUCUAAGGACCUACCUCAUGAGCUGGUGGAACUAAAGAAGUUUCCUUCACCACCGCUGUACCACAUGGACUCGACCAUCUCAGACAGUCUAGAAGAGAAUAACCAUCCUCGGAGGCCAGUACCUGAGUCUGGAAAGCAGUCCCCCUGUAGUGGGGUGGCAUCUUGCACCUCCACCCCUCCCCAGGGACAGACUUUCUCCACACCCCCCACCAGGCAAACUGUGACAUGUGCACAGUUUCAGAACAUUCAGUCAGUCUUCAAGGUGAAUACCUCGUUACCUCAGAACGGAGAACUGAACUACAAACUAGAUUCUGGAGUUUUUGCUGAAUCCAGGUACAGCACUGCCAGCACCCAGACACCACCUGAGUUUGCUCCUUCAGAGGACGAUCCACAACCAGUGUACCAGUCAGAUCAUACGGUGGGUAACGGCGGACAGAUGUUCCUGUCCCCUGGCCAGUCUGGUGGAAGCGUGGGUCGUCCCGGCCAGUCGUUCUACACCAGAGGAUCUGUGAGAGGAGGAUCCUACAUCCCCGCGAGCCAUCAGAGGGACUCUGGCUCUCUCCCCUAUGCUGCAAGAGACUCUGCAUACCAACACAGCUACAGACGAGGAGGAGGGAGACAUAACUCAGGCGCAGCCUGGAGUGACUCCUCCCCGGUGAGCACCCCGGUGCGGGAGGCAACGUUUACAAUCGUGGACUCAGGUCAUGAGGGCUCCCAGUCGCUCUCCACCCUGGAGGUCCCCCUCACUCCCCACAGCCACCAUCACGCCCUGCUGCCCAUGCAACUCUACCCACUCUCCCAGCCGCUGCGAGUGGCCUUCAACGCCUCUCGCACUGCUAACUUUGCCCCAGGCAACCUGGACCAGCCCAUCGUGUUCGACCAGCUGCACAGCAACCUGGGGGAGAUGUACGACACGCACAUCGGCCGCUUCACCUGCCCUGUCAACGGAACCUACGUCUUCAUCUUCCACAUCCUGAAGCUCGCCAUCAACGUGCCCCUCUAUAUUAACCUCAUGCGAAACGAAGAGGUCAUGGUCUCUGCAUACGCUAACGACGGAGCCCCGGAUCAUGAGACGGCCAGCAACCACGCCAUCCUGCCUCUGUUCCAAGGAGACCAGGUGUGGCUGCGGCUGCAUCGCGGCGCCAUCUACGGCAGCACCUGGAAAUACAGCACCUUCUCCGGCUUCCUGCUGUACCAGGACUGAACUUUGGUUCAACAAAGGGCUCGCGUCUCCCAGUGGGUGGACUGUUUACUUUGUACUCAGUGGUGAUUAAACUGACAUUUCAGUCCUGCGCUCAGGCUGCAUGCCGAUGUUUCACCAUAAAGCCCAACCAUAGCAUAUACGGUGUGUCAAUGGCCAAAUGAUGUGUGCUCACAGCUAGCAUCUACAUCUGAAGUGGGGAUUAGAGUAACCAUUGACAGAAAGCGACUGAUUUCCCUAUCAGUGUGUUGCUGACAGUGGUGCUCCCUGUGUCUGUGAUUCAGCUGCUAACACGUCAUCUUGCUGUACAGGAACCCGUAGCAUAUAUCCUGUUGAGCCCACAGCUCACUUAUUCAGUGACAACUCAAUGCAACCUUCUACAUGUGUGCCUUUGUUUUCUGAAUGGCUUUGGAUGAAUGAUCGGCUGAUUGAUCCGAUGAAUUAGAAUUCAGCACUUGGCUUGUAGCUGGGCUGCUAUGCAUUCAGUCUCACCUAACUGUGCGUGUGAAUGUGAAGCUGAAGAUUGUGUUCUUGGUGGUGGGUAUGGUGUUGAACACUUGAAGCCAAAUUGUUGCACUAAACCGUGGAGAGACGGAGGUGGUCCCCGUAUGUGCCUAAAAUAAAAGAUGA
This is a messenger RNA of Plectropomus leopardus (leopard coralgrouper), 3407 nucleotides long. It is a transcript of the gene caprin2, whose product is annotated as caprin family member 2. Gene Ontology annotation, biological process: positive regulation of canonical Wnt signaling pathway. Gene Ontology annotation, molecular function: signaling receptor binding. Lineage: Eukaryota; Metazoa; Chordata; Actinopteri; Perciformes; Serranidae. Gene Ontology annotation, cellular component: cytoplasm. The record is from RefSeq and is a predicted model, not a curated record.